Molecule: messenger RNA, 528 nt
Organism: Striga hermonthica
Lineage: Eukaryota; Viridiplantae; Streptophyta; Magnoliopsida; Lamiales; Orobanchaceae
Source: the annotation of a GenBank genome assembly
AAACUAGUCUCGCCUUGUUCCGUGUCACAUUCCCGAACUCAUCAGUUUUGUUCUUGAAGAUCCACUUGGUUCCGAUAACAUUUCCCGAGGAAGGUUCAGGGACUAACUCCCAGAGAUCGUUUCUAGUGAAUUGCUCCAGUUCCUCCUGCAUGGCUAAGAUCCAACACUCGUCUUUCAGAGCCUUUUUAGCAUUCUUGGGUUCAAGGAGUGAGGUGUUCACACUUCCAACUCCAACUUUGUCCCCAAAUCCAAGACCGGUAUGUUUUGUAUUUGAAGUUCCAGUUGAGGACUCAAGAAUGUCUUCCCUACCAGUGCACCCUAUUCCAGUAAGAUCACCAUGUUGUCUUUCCAAGGAAAUAAGUUCAUUCAGAUCCGCCUUUCCCUUGUUCAAUUUUUUAACAACUUCUAUAGUUCGGUUCAACUCAGCAGAAUUUGCCUUCAGCUUGCUUUCCAUGAUAGCAUGUUUGUUGAUCAGCCGACCAGCUUCAUCUUUGAGUAGCACGAUUUCCUGGUUCCACUCGACAAGAA